AUGGACUGUUUGAAGACGCUUAUGCUGUGUAUGAUGCAUGAGCGCAGUGCAGCUCCAGUGCAGCCUUGGUCAGCUGAAGCAGUCCACUUUAUGACGGCCACCUCAUGGGCGUCUCCUUAUGAACUGUCUGAUCACGUAUUUAUAACUCGCUGUUCAAGCACUGCAGUGGUCCUAAACCCUCUCUGUAUGCUGUCUCACUUCCUCGUAACUGAAGAUGUGACUUUAUGUCAAGGAUUCCAUAGACGAGAACUUGAGCCUACGUCGAGAGAUCCAUGGGAGAGGUGA
Pseudogymnoascus destructans is the source of this 285-nucleotide messenger RNA. RefSeq lists its product as uncharacterized. The transcript has 2 exons. The coding region runs from base 1 to 285 and encodes 94 amino acids. The record is from RefSeq and is a predicted model, not a curated record. NCBI's taxonomy places the organism in Eukaryota, Fungi, Ascomycota, Leotiomycetes, Thelebolales, Thelebolaceae.